Amoebophrya sp. A25 is the source of this 585-nucleotide messenger RNA. The record is from the annotation of a GenBank genome assembly. NCBI's taxonomy places the organism in Eukaryota, Dinophyceae, Syndiniales, Amoebophryaceae.
AUCGUAUACAAGCACAGACCCGAAGACGUUGCUGCUAGGUCCUCAUCUGACGAUAAAGUGAGACCUGAAGACGCAUUGAAGCUGAUCAAUCACGGCGAUAAGUACGCCGAUGCAAGCCAGGAGUUGCCACAGCCAAUUGACGUACUGCCUCUUUUGCAUGCGAUUAGACUUUUUCUUUGUUGUACUUAUUCGAUUUUGAUCACUUCCUUUCCUUAGUAGCUAGUUGUAGUAAAUUACCCCACGACCACCUGAUGUCGUUGUGAAGAGCAUAGUCGUACUACUUGUUAAAAAUCUUCGAUUCUCAACGAUUCCAAUCGAAAAUACUACAGGUAACCGAGCUCCGAGAACAAAUUUUAGUUGCGUUUCCGCAGGCGCCACUAGUUUUGCGAGGGAGCUUUUUCUACAAUUGCGACAUCACUGGAAAAUUGGACCGACGAACAAGGAUAUUCCCGGUUUUAGUCGACCUCUUUGGCGACUGGGCACGAGAACGAAUCCUCGCUGCUGGGGCAGCAGAAGAAAGAACUAGUGAAGAAAGACAACGAAAUUCUAGAGCAGCUUCUAGAGCUUCUUCUAGAGGGAAGAAGU